UUACAGUGUUUUUUAAUAAUUUAUAUAAUUUGCUUUUUGUAGAACUUGAAACACAGAUUUUAUGGAAUAGAAUCAUAAACUAACAAUUUUAACAAACAACUGAAUUAAAAAGGGUUUCCACAGAGAAGUAACCAAAAACUCUGGUUUGGUAGGCAAUUAAGAUAUUAAAAAUAUAAACUAUAUAAUUGAUACAAAUAUUAAUUGGAGCGGAAUGUGGUAAUAUAGAUUGAGGUAAAAAAGUAUACUAUUACAUAUUGGGUAAGAGUUACAAGAGAUAUGAUUGACAAUCUGAGAUAUAGACGAGAUUAACUAUUGAAUCAAAGUAAAUUACAAAGAGAUAUGAUUUUCAAUCAGAAAAAAUUACAAAGAGAUAUGAUUUUAAUUAAGAUAAACACGAGAUUGACAAAAGCACUUAUAGCAAGUGAAUAAUAAAUCAAAUAAUUUACAUUUACAGAACAGAGAAUAUGUAAAAGGGAAAUGGUGCCAGCUAUUAAGGUUUUAAAGUGAUUAGAAAUUUUCUCUCAGGUCAAAGCUGUCAUCUCUCUCUCUCCUAUACUCGUAUUCCUUUUUUCUCUUCUCUGUCUUUAUCUCUCUGUUUCUUUAUAAGCACUUCUCUUUCUUUUCUCAAAUCUUGGAGAAGAAAGAAGCAAAGAAUUCUUGGGAAAGAGUAAAAGACACAAAAAGUUAAAUCUAGUAACAUCUAUUGAUCCAAUCAGCAAAUCAAAAUCUCUGCAACAAUGGCUGCUCUUCCUCUCCGCAAGGACAACAAGAUGCAUUGGUGGUUCACUCACAAGAAGCUUGUUGAUAACUACAUUAAAGACGCAAAGUCUCUAAUGGCGAGUGAGGACCAAAACGACGCUGCUUCAGCCAUUCAUAUACUUGACGCAGCUUUAUCGAUAUCGCCGCGUUCGGAAAUCGCGUUAGAGCUUAAAGCCAGAGCUUUGCUUUUUCUCCGUCGCUACAAGGACGUAGCUAACAUGCUUCAAGAUUACAUUCCUAGCCUCACACUCGCCGCUAAAGACGAAGAAGGGUCUGUUUCAUCCGACGGUUCUUACUCUUCCUCCUCCUCUUCCUCAUCCUCCUCUCAACUCUCCAGGAAACUUCUCUCUCCUAACCGCGACUCCUCCUCCGCCUCCACUCCCUUUACUUGCCUCUCUCUUUCUGACUUGAAGGAGAAAGUAAUGGCAGGGAUCUGUAGAAAUGGCGAUAAGGAAAAACAACAGUGGAGAUAUGCUGUAUUGGGACAAGCUUGUUGCCACCUAGGAUUAAUGGAGGACGCAUUGGUUCUUCUUCAGACAGGAAAACGCCUCGCAACCGCCGAGUUCCGUCGUCAGAGUAUAUGCUGGUCCGACGAUAGCUUCUGCAUCCUCCUCUCCGACUCCGAGUCAUCAUCCUCCGCUUAUUCUCCUCCAAGAAAACUCCCUGAAUGCGAAACCGUCUCCCGCCUUCUCGCACACACAAAGGUCCUCCUCCGCCGCCGCGCGGCCGCAUUCGCCGCGUUCGACGCCGGACACUAUUCAGAAUCCAUCCGCCACUUCUCCAAAAUCCUCGACGGACGCCGCCGUCCUGCACCGCAAGGCUUCCUCGCGGAUUGCUACAUGCACCGCGCCGCCGCGUACAGAUCCGCCGGAAAAAUCGCGGAGGCGAUCGCCGAUUGCAACAAAACGCUGGCUCUGGAGCCGUCGUGCAUCCACGCGCUGGAGACGAGGGCUGCGCUUUUGGAAACGGUUCGGUGUUUGCCUGACUCGCUUCACGACUUAGAGCACCUGAAGAUUCUUUACAACACGAUCUUACGUGAUCGGAAGCUUCCCGGACCGCCGUGGAAGCGACACAACGUGAAGUACAGAGAGAUCCCCGGGAAGUUAUGCGUUUUGACGACGAAGUCGAAGUUUUUGAAAGCGAAGAUUGCCAAUGGAGAAAUCGGGAACGUUGAUUGGUAUGGAUUGAUCGGAGUUAGACGCGGAUGCUCAAGAUCCGAGCUCGAUCGAGCCAAUGUCGUGUUGACUCUCCGACAUAAGCCUGAUAAGGCUUUGUUGUUCAUUGAUCGUUGUGACUUCGCUGAUCAGAAGGAGGUUAUCGCUGUUAAAGAUCGGGCGAGUAUGGCUUCGUUGUUGCUUUACCGUUUGAUUCAAAGAGGUUACUCCGUUUUGACGGCAACGAUAGCGGAGGAGGAAAAGAGGAAGAUGACGAUGGUGUUGACUCAAAAGUCAACGAAAGUGGUUGAAGAACACGAACCGGUUGAGAAACCUGGUUCGGUUAAGAUAAACGGUUUCUCGGAUAUUAAACCGGGAAAUUCAAAUGCGUAUCAAGGAGUUUUCUGUCGGGAUCUUGCUGCGGUUGGGAGUUUGCUAUCUAGGACCGGUUUUAACCAACCGAUUCCAAUGAAAUACGAAGCACUCAGCUGUUAAAUGCUUAACCGGGAUAUUCACGAACCAAGAAAGUGGAAACGACUCCUUUCCCGGGCGAUUUUAAAAUCAGUUAAUGUAUCUAUCCAUAUAUGCAUGUAAUAAAAUUCCGCUAUAAUUUUUUUUGUCACUUUUAAUAUUCGUCUCUAUUAAGUUUCUUGUCUUUACUUCUGCAAAGGUAAUGCUUAAAGUGUUGGAUUUAAA
Molecule: messenger RNA, 2609 nt
Organism: Brassica rapa (field mustard)
Lineage: Eukaryota; Viridiplantae; Streptophyta; Magnoliopsida; Brassicales; Brassicaceae
Molecular function (GO): protein binding
Source: RefSeq, a predicted model, not a curated record